AGUCUGCGCAUGCGGUCGCGAUGUUGAACUAAUUCGACACAGUACGUACAAACUACGACCUAUUGACUUUUCAUUGAGAUGACUAAUUACAUAUUACUGUUGUUAUUUAUACAUUGAGGCACAAUGAUGCUGGACAUGAGUCGUGUGACUGUCGUGGCGGACAUUUUAUUCAGUAGAAAACAUUCAUCAGAAGCAGGAAUCCACUGCUGCUGCUCCAGAGUCUUUGUGCAGGACAGAGAACUGUAUCGUUCGGACAAAAGACUCUUUUCAUUUGACCAACCGGAAACUUCAUUUCGAGAAGGCCACCAAGAAGAAGAAGAAGAAGAAGAAGAAUUAGAUGAAGAAGAAGAAGAAGAAUUAGAUGAAGAGGCUCAGCUGAUGUCUAGCAUGGGUCUUCCUCUUGCCUUUGCCAGCUCUUCUAGACGGCACAAAGUGGAGAAAGGCUGCAAGAAAAAGUCAGCUUCAUACCCGACUAAGCCUCUCCAAGACCAGCAGGAAGACACCACCAACCAAGACGACAGGAACGGUGUGGAGGAAGAACUGGAGACGGAGACCCUGGGGGAACAUUUGGAGACCCUGUGUGAUCACCAUGAAGGCUGGCAGGCCUACUGGGCCCAACAGGGUGAAGGUCUGCUGUGGAGCAGCUGGCAGGACAAGCAUGGGUCUUCAGAAGGUUCCCAAGUGGCUCCUUGGGACCAUCCCAGCACCAAGACCACCUGGGACCAGCACGCCACAGACACCUACUACCUGUACUGGGAGCAGUACUCCUACUGGGCAGCACAGGGAUGGACCUGUGAGGCAACGUCAGAGAAAGACUUCAACCUUCUUCUAGAACACAACUGCUCUUUACACUCACCUGACUCUCAAACAAGAUGGCCUCAAGUUGCUACCCACGUCCUUCCACACCAGCCCAGGUCUGAUCAGCCCUGUGAUGCAGGAGAUUGUGGCAAGAAGUCGGAUGUUUCCUCUCAGCAGGAAGCUACCCAGCCUACAGACUCCCGACUAGCGGCUGGCAGCACCAGCCAAACAGUGACUUCCAGAAUGUUCAAUGGUGACCAUGAGGAUGAUGGUGGAGAUGAAGGUCCCUCAAGAGGACAUGCCAAGGUCAAACGCAGUCAUGAACUUGAUGCCGAAGAGACGCCUCAUCUGUCACGUGAUGAAGCCUGGAAGAAACUUGGACUCAAACACAAUCCACAAUCUAUGUUUGACAAUGUGUUCGACUUCAAAGACGUUCCAGGCCAGAAGCGAUGGAGGCGAUGGUGCUCCAAGAAAGGCGGCAACAGCAUCAACCAACACAUCAGGUUCACAGAGGACCAGGAGGACCAGGAGGACCUGACACAGCCACAGUGCUGCAGCACCCUUCACAAGGUGCGUGACUUCCUUGAGAACAUAGAGCAUGAAGAUCAGAGCUCGUCACGUGAGGAGAUGAAGGUGUCACACUCUGAUGUGUCCCCACAAGACCAGGAGAUGAAGGUGUCACACUCUGAUGUGUCCCCACAAGACCAGGAGAGGAAGGUGUCACACUCUGAUGUGUCCGCACAAGACCAGGAGAGGAAGGUGUCACACUCUGAUGUGUCCCCACAAGACCAGGAGAUGAAUGUGUCACACUCUGAUGUGUCCCCACAAGACCAGGAGAUGAAGGUGUCGCACUCUGAUGUGUCCCCACAUGACCAGGAGAGGAAGGUGUCACACUCUGAUGUGUCCCCACAAGACCAGGAGAGGAAGGUGUCACACUCUGAUGUGUCCCCACAAGACCAGGAGAGAAGUAGCAGCUCCUUGGACCCUGAGGAGUGUGAAGGAAAAAGUGUCCUUCCUCCUCUUCUUGAUGAAAAAAGUGUCCUUCCUCCUCUUCUUGAUGAAGGAACAUCUCAUCCACACUUAGAAGCUGUGCAGAUACCCCACACACCUGCUGUCAAUGGUGGUGGCAGGAAGUGUAAGAAGAAGAAGAAGAGGAAGUGGGCCAAUAAGCAGCAGCAGGUCCCAGCAGACAUGGCAUCAGAACCAGGUCUGGCCAAGUACUGGGCUCAGCGCUACAGACUCUUCUCCCGCUUCGACCAAGGAAUCCGACUAGACCGAGAGGGUUGGUUCUCCGUCACGCCAGAGAAGAUCGCAGAGCACAUCGCCCUGAGAGUGGCUUGCAACUUCUCGCACGCUCAGCUGGUCAUCGAUGCCUUCUGUGGCGUGGGAGGAAACGCCAUCCAGUUUGCACUCGCUGGCAAGAGAGUGCUGGCGGUGGACAUCGACCCGCUGCGUCUGGACUUGGCGCGCCACAACGCCGCCGUCUAUGGCGUGGAGCGCCACAUCGACUUCGUGCAGGGAGACUUCCUCCAGCUAGCACCUCGUCUGCGCGGUGACGUGGUCUUCCUGUCUCCCCCCUGGGGGGGUCCAGACUACCUGACUGCCCAAGUCUUUGAUCUCAGGACCAUGAUGGAGCCCGAUGGUUUUCACAUCUUCCAUGUGGCCAAUCAGAUCACAGACAACAUCGUCUACUUCCUGCCUCGCAACGCUGACAUGGACCAGGUUGUCUCCCUGGCGGGUGCAGGAGGAAAAGUGGAAGUGGAACAAAACUUACUCAACAACAAACUGAAGACCAUCACUGCGUACUUUGGUAGUACUUUGAUCCAUUCACACUCCUGAAAACUCUCAUCAUCAUGUACUACGUGUUCAUGUACUAAAUGUUUAUGUACUUCAUCAUCAUGUACUACAUGUUCAUGUACUACAUGAUCAUGUACUAAAUGUUCAUGUACUACAUGUUUAUGUACUUCAUCAUCAUGUACUACAUGUUCAUGUACUAAAUGUUUAUGUACUUCAUCAUCAUGUAGUACGUGUUCAUGUACUACAUGAUCAUGUACUAAAUGUUCAUGUACUACUUAAUCAUGUACUAAAUGUUCAUGUACUACAUGAUCAUGUACUAAAUGUCCAUGUACUACUUAAUUAUGUACUAAAUGUUCAUGUAGUACAUGAUCAUGUACUAAAUGUUCAUGUACUACAUGAUCAUGUACUAAAUGUUCAUGUACUACUUAAUCAUGUACUAAAUGUUCAUGUACUACAUGAUCAUGUACUAAAUGUUCAUGUACUACAUGAUCAUGUACUAAAUGUUCAUGUACUACAUAAUCAUGUAAUAAAUGUUCAUGUACUACAUGAUUAUGUACUAAAUGUGCUUAAACUAUAGUAUGUACUAAAUGUUCAUGUACUACAGAAUUAUGUACUAAAUGUUCAUGUACUACAUGAUCAUGUACUAAAUGUUCAUGUACUACAUGAUCAUGUACUAAAUGAUCAUGUACUACAUACACUAGAUGUGUCCCAAUGGUGGAAAAGCCUCCCAGCAGUGUCACCUAGCCUCACUUAGGUAUGCGGUCAGGUG
Entelurus aequoreus (snake pipefish) is the source of this 3364-nucleotide messenger RNA. RefSeq names its product trimethylguanosine synthase-like. Gene Ontology annotation, biological process: 7-methylguanosine cap hypermethylation; 7-methylguanosine RNA capping. Gene Ontology annotation, cellular component: nucleus. The record is from RefSeq and is a predicted model, not a curated record. The transcript is spliced from 15 exons. Lineage: Eukaryota; Metazoa; Chordata; Actinopteri; Syngnathiformes; Syngnathidae. Gene Ontology annotation, molecular function: RNA cap trimethylguanosine synthase activity. The coding region runs from base 124 to 2637 and encodes 837 amino acids.